Anas platyrhynchos (mallard) is the source of this 2996-nucleotide messenger RNA. It is a transcript of the gene FICD, whose product is annotated as FIC domain protein adenylyltransferase. Gene Ontology annotation, molecular function: protein binding. The record is from RefSeq and is a predicted model, not a curated record. Lineage: Eukaryota; Metazoa; Chordata; Aves; Anseriformes; Anatidae.
AUGGCAGAGCCGAAACCGAGAGUGGGCGGGGCUUCGCAGGGGGCAGCAGGGUCCGCGGGGACGCCGCGGGGUCCUAGCGCCCGCCCGCCUCCCUCCCGGGAUGUGCCGGGCCGCGGCCCGGCGGCGGGCGGCCCCGUGGGGCCCGGCGGGGCGGGCGGCGCUGCUGGCGGCGCUGCUGGGCGGCCUGGCCGUGCUGGCGGCGCUGCCCUUCGUCAGGAGGAGCUGUACCGGCCUCAGCGUGGCCCCCGGGGGCUCCGGUUGCUGCCCCGCACGGCUGAGGCGGCUCCCGAAGUGAAAUUCGAAGCCAAAGCGGCUUUGAAGCAAGCCCUGGAGAUGAAGCGCCAAGGAAAGCGCGAAAAAGCUCACAAACUCUUCGUCUACGCCCUCAAAAUGCACCCCGAUUACGUGGACGCCCUGAACGAAUUCGGGAUCUUUUCGGAAGAGGAAAAGGACAUCCUGCAGGCCGACUACCUCUACUCCAAAGCGCUCACCAUUUCGCCCUGCAACGAGAAGGCUCUGAUCAACAGGGACCGGACGCUGCCUUUGGUGGAAGAAAUCGACCAGAGGUAUUUCAGCAUCAUCGACAGCAAGGUGAAAAAGGUGAUGGCCAUCCCAAAAGGCAACUCGGCCCUGCGGCGGGUGAUGGAGGAGUCCUACUACCACCACAUCUACCACACGGUGGCCAUCGAAGGGAACACGCUGACGCUGUCGGAGAUCCGGCACAUCAUCGAGACGCGCUACGCCGUCCCCGGGAAGAGCCUGGUGGAGCAGAACGAGGUGAUCGGGAUGCACGCGGCCCUCAAGUACGUCAACACCACGCUGGCCUCGCGGAUCGGCUCCGUCACCAUCGGGGACAUCCUGGAGAUCCACCGGCGGGUGCUGGGCUACGCCGACCCCGUGGAGGCGGGGAGGUUCAGGGCCACGCGGGUGUUUGUAGGGCACCACAUCCCGCCUCACCCCCAGGACGUGGGGAAGCAGAUGCAGGAGUUCGUGCAGUGGCUCAACUCGGAGGACGCCAUGGGGCUGCACCCCGUGGAAUUCGCCGCCUUGGCUCACUACAAGCUGGUUUACAUCCACCCCUUCGUGGACGGCAACGGGAGGACGUCCCGGUUGCUGAUGAACCUGAUCCUGAUGCAGGCGGGCUACCCGCCCAUCACCAUCCGCAAGGAGCAGCGGGCCGAGUACUACCACGUGCUGGAGGUGGCCAACGAGGGCGACGUCAGGCCUUUCAUCCGCUUCAUCGCCCAGUGCACCGAGACCACGCUGGACAUGCUGAUCAUCGCCACCACCGAGUACUCCGUGGGGCUGCCCGAAGCGGACGGCAGCACGGCGGGAUGCAGACAAACCAUCCCCGUCAAGACUUGAGGGCUGCGGGCGUGCAGGAGCCAGGGAAAAGUGGGGGAGAACAAAAAGUUCCCUGUUCUCGCUGGGAAGGAACUUGACAGGAGGGUGUCGCUCUUUAGCAUUUCAUUUAUUUAAAAGUCUCUUCUGUUUGAUUAAAUUAAUAUAAUUUAUUUAUGUACCAGGAUGCCAGGCUGAAAUGUGAACUGUUGACGCUGACUGUAGGCUCUAACCUGUGUGUGCUGCAGGAUGGAGGUGGGAGAGGGAUCGCGGGCUCGACGAACUGAAGUAGGAAUAAUUCAUUUCUCCUUAAAAUGAAGCUUGGAGGAGCUGCUUCCAGCGCAGCCCUUCACCUCGUCACUCAACAGCCUCGUCUUACCUUGGCAAGGAGCUGCUAGGCCAGCCAAAGCCUUAACUGAGUUGCUGCUCUCACAUUUCCCCCUCCCUGUUGUUCAAAAAAACACCACCAAACCCUUGCAGUAAUAGCACACUCCCAGCUACGCCAAUCAGAUUUUCCUUUUCACUCCCACAGCGGUGUUCUCUUCUUGUUUCAGACAGAACAGAUGAGGAAGGAGGCUCGCUGCAGCUCAGCGAUGGCAUUUCUGCCCUCCUCUUUCUGUUCUCAGCAGCACUUUGCAUAUUUAUUUUCAGUUGCCUUUCCUAGGGCGAGUUGCGUGCAGCAAGGGGCGAGUGAUUUGUCUGUGAUGCCAGAGCAGGUGACUGGAAAGAGACAAGAAACGCUGACUUACUUCACUGAACUGCAGGCUGCUUUUGCUGUGAUUUCAACAGAAGUAUUAGUUUGUGCCCAGAGGCCCUGCCUCAGAUCUCACGUCAUCAAGCAGGUUCUCUGGGAAACUGCAGCUGUCUCCGUGUGUUUCUGCUCAGGGUUUGGGAAGAGCUUGUUCCUGCAAGGCUGCGGGCAGAAAAGGUUGUUACGCAGAACCCUAAGGCUGCCUUCAUCAGUUGUGCCAUUUUGGUAAGAAUUCAUUCAGCGAGAACUUGAGUUUCCUUAACCUACACCAAGAACUUCUCACUAUAGCUUUAUUAAUUACCAGGUCGUGUUAUUACCGUGGUAAAUGUGUAAAGAAUCACAAGGCCUCUCCAUACUGCAGUGGCAGUGUGUUGUACCUGAAUUGCCAUCCAAUUUGAAGUGUACCUUAUCUUCUGCAGCUUAACAGGCAGAGGAGUAGCUGCCUACACCACUGCUGGUUGCAUAGCAGCCAAAUUCCUUAAAUCUUAGAUCCCCAAACCUCCCAGUUCAGAAAAUGUGGAUCAGAAAAUGUGGAAGCAAUCCCAAUGAGUACUGUAAAGCUUAAUCCCUUUGUAAAACAGUGUGGGUUGUUGUAUUGUCCCAAGGCCUAUUUAAGUCUCAUCCCUCUCUCUCUUACCUGCGAUGUAGUUAUGAUGUUUUAUACAAAAAACAGGCAAUAGAACAAGUUUGGGAGUUAUCCAUGUACUUUAGCACCAGCCCGUGCUUAUGUACUGAUUACUGCUGCCAGGAAAAGCAACCAAUAAGGGAGGAAGGUUGUUCUGUUUUUACAAAAACAUGCUUAUUUUUGUAGUGCGAGGUGAGUAUAAAGAUAUUCUGCACUUUAGAGCUCUGGGAAAAAAAAUGUUAUUUUAGUAACAGAUUAAUAAAGUAUUUUAAUAUUAAA